CCCUGCUAUAAAUAGGUGCUGGGCACUGUACUAGGCUCUGAAGGACUCGGAUGAAUAAGGCAGAGACAGGCCCCUGCCUCCAGGCUCACCUCAUCAGACAGAAGAGGAAACUGAGGUUCAAGUUGAUGAAGGAGUUAGGCAUAGCAGAGCUGUGCUGGCUUCAAACCUACUUUCAUCCUGCUGAGCCCCCUGGCUGCCCUCUUCUCAGCCUCCUGGGGCUCCCAGGGCUGGGGGGUGAGGGUGGAUGUGGACUUGCAAUGCCAGCUGUGGGAGAGUAGCCAGCCGCUGCCCUAGACCAGACACUGGGGAUCAGGAUGUCAAAAGGGCAGCCAGUUCUGGUGCUGUGCAGAGUCGACAGGUCGGGGUGGCCAAGGUGAAGAUGGGCUUAGGACCACGCAGAGCAGCAAGCCCCGUCCCACCUCCCACAACACACACCUUCUAUUUUGAUCUGACUUGCCUGGCAUCUAGGGACAAAGGGUAGCCCAGCGUCCCAGAUUUUAGCAAUCGUUACAGGACCGACCUCUUGCCCAAAAGUGGCAUCAGACUCAACUCUUCUGCUGUGUACCCAAGCCGUUGCCUGGGUUGAGCCUCAGGAGCUGGAGAAGCUUGGGGCAGAGGGAGAGCUGCACAGUGGAGGGCUGGGUUCAGCCUCAGCUCUGUGACCCUGGAUGAGUGACUCACCUCUCUGAACAUCUACAAAAUGGCAAUGCUCUCACCAUUCACAGAGUGUGUGGAGGGGGACUUGAGCUGCGGACGUGAAGCUCGUGCACGUAGCAGGCACGCAACACCUGCUUGCUCCUCACCAGGUUCCCUCACUCCUGCGCUCCUGUCCUCUGUUGGAGCGGGACAGUCUGUGGAAUUACCCGGAAGUCCCCAGCCAGAGCUGCUGCCCCCUGGACGUGUGCUUUGACAGGCAUUUCCUGAGCCUGGAGGGUCUGGACACCAGGAUCAAGUUCAAGUGCCUCACCCCAAUUCACCGCCUUGCCCCAGGUGUUGGCCUCCUCGCCAGCCCUGGACAAGAUGGGUUAGCAGGACGGGACUGUGCGGCACAGCCUGUAGGCUUUGGAACCAGGCAAACCCUGGCUGGGAGUUCUGACUCGGUCUCGGCCUCUGAUCUUGGACAGGCAGCCUCGCCUCCCUGAGACGCCACUUCUUUACAACGGGAUCACCCUGCCUGCCUCAUGGGGUUUCCGUGGGCACUUACGGUGCGCUGCAGCUGAGAGCAAAGGAGGCUCUGUGACGGGAGGGCCAGUUCGGCCACAGCAGGAGGACUGAGAGGACCUGAUGGAGGAACUGGUGGGGCUGCGCGAGGGCUCCUCAGGGGACCCUGUAACUCUGUGGGAGCUAUGGGGCCCAUGUCCCCGCAUCCGCCGAGGCAUCCGCGGAGGCCUGGAGUGGCUGAAGCAGAAGCUGUUCCGCCUGGGCGAGGACUGGUACUUCCUGAUGGCCCUUGGGGUGCUCAUGGCCCUGGUCAGCUACGCCAUGAACUUUGCCAUCGGGCGUGUGGUCCGAGCACACCAGUGGCUGUACCGGGAGAUUGGGGACGGUCACCUGCUCCGGUAUCUCUCCUGGACCGUGUACCCUGUGGCCCUCGUCUCUUUCUCCUCGGGCUUCUCCCAGAGCAUCACGCCCUCCUCUGGAGGUUCUGGAAUUCCAGAGCUGAAGACCAUCUUGUCGGGUGUGAUCCUGGAGGACUACCUGGAUAUUAAGAACUUUGGGGCCAAGGUGGUGGGCCUCUGCUGCACCCUGGCCUGUGGCAGCACUGUCUUCCUGGGCAAAGUGGGUCCCUUCGUGCACCUGUCUGUGAUGAUGGCGGCCUAUCUGGGCCGUGUGCGCACAGCGAUCAGCGGGGAGCCUGAGAACAAGAGCAAGCAAACCGAAAUGCUGGCGGCCGCGGCGGCAGUGGGCGUGGCCACAGUCUUCGCAGCUCCGUUCAGCGGCGUCCUGUUCAGCAUCGAGGUCAUGUCUUCCCACUUCUCUGUCUGGGAUUACUGGAGGGGCUUCUUUGCAGCCACCUGCGGGGCCUUCAUGUUCCGACUCCUGGCGGUCUUCAACAGCGAGCAGGAGACCAUCACCUCCCUCUUCAAGACCAGUUUCCGGGUGGAAGUCCCCUUCGACCUGCCAGAGAUCUUCUUUUUUGUGGCACUGGGUGGUAUCUGCGGUGUCCUGAGCUGCGUUUACCUCUUCUGUCAGCGAACCUUCCUCCACUUCAUCAGGACCAAUAGGUUCAGCUCAAAACUGCUGGCCACCAGUCCUUGUCUCGCUGUCAGCCCCCGGGGGGCAAGUGGGCGUGAACUCUGCUGUCCUGUCUGGGCGAGGCCCAGCUGCCCUCUCCACCGGAUGGGGGAAAGGGAGGGCCAGCCCUGGAGCUCACCCACGCCCCACAGCAAGCCUGUGUACUCCGCCCUGGCCACCCUGGUUCUCGCCUCCAUCACCUACCCGCCUGGCGUGGGCCGCUUCCUAGCUUCUCGGCUGUCCAUGCAGCAGCAUCUGGACUCACUGUUCGACAACCACUCCUGGGUGCUGAUGACCCGGAACUCCAGCCCACCCUGGCCUGAGGAGCUCGACCCCCAGCACCUGUGGUGGGAAUGGUACCACCCAAGGUUCACCAUCUUUGGGACCCUUGCCUUCUUCCUGGUUAUGAAGUUCUGGAUGCUGAUUCUGGCCACCACCAUCCCCAUGCCUGCCGGGUACUUCAUGCCCAUCUUCAUCCUUGGAGCUGCCAUCGGGCGCCUCUUGGGAGAGGCUCUUGCUGUCACCUUCCCUGAAGGCAUCGUGGCUGGAGGGAUCACCAAUCCCAUCAUGCCGGGAGGGUAUGCCCUGGCAGGGGCUGCGGCCUUCUCAGGGGCUGUGACCCACACCAUCUCCACGGCCCUGCUGGCCUUUGAGCUGACUGGCCAGAUAGUGCAUGCGCUGCCGGUGCUGAUGGCGGUGCUGGCAGCCAACGCCAUUGCACAGAGCUGCCAGCCCUCCUUCUAUGAAGGCACCAUUCUCAUUAAGAAGCUACCAUACCUGCCACGGAUCCUCGGCCGCAACAUUGGCUCCCACUGUGUGAGGGUGGAACACUUCAUGAACCACAGCGUCACCACGCUGGCCAAGGACAUGCCGCUGGAGGAGGUGGUCGAGGUCGUGACCUCCACAGACGCAGCCGAGUAUCCCCUGGUGGAGAGCACAGAGUCCCAGAUCCUGGUGGGCAUCGUGCGAAGGCCCCAGCUGGUGCAGGCCCUCCAGGUUGAGUCUUCUUCCUGGGCUCCAGGACAUCAGCAGGGUCUCCAGGACAUCUUGGCUAGGGGCUGCCCCACGGAACCAGUGACCCUGACGCUAUUCCCAGAGACCUCCCUGCACCAGGCACACAACCUCUUUGAGCUGUUGAACCUUCAGUCCCUCUUUGUGACAUCGCGGGGCAGAGCUGUGGGCUGCGUGUCCUGGGUAGAGAUGAAGAAAGCAAUUUCCAACCUGACAAAUCCACCAGCCCCACAAUGAGCCGACCCAGCAAGAUGCCCACAGCACCCCGGCCGCCCUGGUGCUGAGGUUGGGCCGAGACCCUGCUGUCUUUCCCCAUCACCACCCACGCCUCCCUCCAGCCCAGCUCCAUUUCCUUGGCAUAAGAGGCAGCUCUAACCUAGCCCGGAAGAGGAUGGCUCAUCCUGGAAGAAACGAUGGCUCCUGAUUGAAAAGCACAUCCCACCUUGGACAGAGCUCAGAGCGUGAGAUGCCAGAAAACCAGUAUCUGGCAGGUGCUCAGUGACUGACUAUCACAUUAAUGAAUGACAAGGUUGGGGUAUGCUGUCACCAAGGGCAGGCACAGAUGCUCUCUGGGGUUGUCUGAUUCCCAGUGAGAGGCUCCUGAGAAAAAUAAAGCUGGUUCCCAGA
Molecule: messenger RNA, 3873 nt
Organism: Saimiri boliviensis boliviensis (Bolivian squirrel monkey)
Lineage: Eukaryota; Metazoa; Chordata; Mammalia; Primates; Cebidae
Gene: CLCNKA
Product: chloride voltage-gated channel Ka
Biological process (GO): transmembrane transport; chloride transport
Cellular component (GO): plasma membrane
Molecular function (GO): voltage-gated chloride channel activity
Source: RefSeq, a predicted model, not a curated record